This is a messenger RNA of Lytechinus variegatus (green sea urchin), 3877 nucleotides long. RefSeq names its product von Willebrand factor A domain-containing protein 3A-like (gene vwa3a). The transcript is spliced from 33 exons. The record is from RefSeq and is a predicted model, not a curated record. The coding region runs from base 106 to 3867 and encodes 1253 amino acids. Lineage: Eukaryota; Metazoa; Echinodermata; Echinoidea; Temnopleuroida; Toxopneustidae.
CAUGCGCAGUUAUCAGUUACGUUAGCAACCUCAAAGCAACAACUUUUUACGUGGGACGUCGCGAAAGAAAUACCACUCGUUUAGAAACUGAUUUUGCCGAAAAAUAUGGAUUUGCUUCUAGGGGAAGAGGAAGAAGAUAGGCCUGGCUCAACAAACACCUUUGAUGUAGGCCGAUCUGCAGAUGAAAUAUUCAAUGUAAAUGAUAGUGAAGGAGAAGAUGAAGGAGAAGAUGUAGGCCGAAAAGGAAAGAAUCCCGGUUCACAAAGAAGGACGUUCAUGACGCAACCUCAGCUGAGCGCUAGAGGAGGCACGCGAAAGAAAGGGCGUAGCAAGGCACUGGAGAUGAGACCUCCCUGGGUCAAGCCGUCAACAAAGAGGGCGGUACCAACACCGGAUCUUAUGGUUACUCAUAUCAACCAGACACAUGAUCAGCUUCGUGCACGGGACAUGUCUGCCAUGUUUAACGAAGGUCAGACAUCAGAAGACUGGUUGGCAAACCAUUCUGUAGAACAUUUCAAACUGACUCUCAAGAACCUAUUAACAAAGGGACAAGUUGUCAAACCCAGUGGUAUGAACCAAAGUGGUCCAGCAAGACACCUUCAGUUUGAAGCCAGUGUAGUGAAUGAGUUUGAAUACAAACUUUAUGAAACCAUUGAGAUGUACCACAAUAGGAUUAAAUGGUUAUUGAAAGGCAGCAGAAAGACAUUUGGCAUGGUUAAAGGACGAAGAAUAGCCAUACUUGUAGACAGCUCUGAUGCAAACACAGGCUUUGGAAGAAUAUCAAUCUUCAGACAGGCACUCACAGAGUUGAUUGAUGAACAGCUUCAUGACAGAGAGAUGCUUCAUUUUAUAUCAUUUGGAACCGAAGUAGACUCGCUCUGGGAUAGACCAAGAUUUGUCAACAUCAGAAUGUUGGAUGAAGCCAGGGCGUGGGUCAACCGUAUCCGAGGCAGCGGAGGAUGCAACCUGAUGGCUGCACUGAAGAAAAUCUUCAAAACAAGAGAUAUAGACUCCAUUGUAGUGGUCUUGGGAAGCUGUGCGGACCAAAGUUCUGAUGUCCUGGUGGACUAUGUAUCUCAGACGAUCUGUGGAGGGAGAAUACCCUUGCAUUGUAUAGCAUUUGACUGCAAUAACCAUCUCACAAAUUUAUCUCUGAGAAAGUUAGCAGAAGCAUCGGAUGGACGUUAUCAUGUGUAUUCCUCUGGUGCUGAGGAACAAAUCUAUACAGGCACCGAUAUCACGUUACUACUAAGGGAGAUCAAGAGGGCUCAAGACGUCAUCAACAAGAUCGCUGAGAUGAGGCAAGGCAUGAUGGGAGAUGCGUUAGUAAGCAUACUCAAUGAGAUAUCCCUUGAGGUUCAGAAGUUACCCCAGUCUCGAUUCUUACCCAGACCUCCUAACCAUGCUGGCCCUCUCACCAUCGAUGAACCCGCUUCAUUCAUUCCUAAGGCAUCUCAUGACUGGCUUCUACAGAAUGGACUCAAAGCAAAGAAGCUGACACUAUAUCAGGUACUGGCUCCAAACGCCUUUGCACCUAUUGAGGAAUUCAUCCCAAUAAUCAGGAAAUCUGUACGCUCUCAAACACAUGAAAAAGCGAUGACUCAGUUUGAAUGGCAUGACGGUAGCAUCAAGAACGUCCAUGUGGACCCCACUCUCCUGUAUGAUUACCAGAAGCAGCUUGGUGCUAUGGUCAAACUCUAUGAGAGGAGAAUAGACUGGCUCUCCAAAGAUAGCAGGAGACUCUUUGGAACCAUCAUAGAGAAAAAGGUUGUCAUCUUGAUAGAUCUGUCUCUCUCCAAUGUAAACUACCUAGUCCACAUCCAGCAUUCAGUAAGGUUACUCUUAGAGCAACAGCUCGCAAACAAAGAAGCUUUUAACAUCAUCGGGUUUGGGAGCACAGCUCGUGCAUGGAGACCAUGUAUGCAAGAACCUACAAUAGCGAACCUACAGAAUGCAUGGAAGUGGGUACUGGGCUUAGAAUGUAAUGGAAGCAGAAACUUCCUAGCGGCUCUGAGAAUGGCGCUGGAGAACGAUGAGGACAGAAAACGACAGUCCGUUGUUGGAGGUCUCUACCUCUUCACCAGCGGUAUCCCAGACCAAGCCUCCGAUGUCAUCUGUUCUUUCAUGGAAGAAGCUUCAGCCGGCCAAUCCACCAAGGUUCACUCUGUCCUCUUCAACAUCGAUGACUACGACAACGCCGAAGGCACCAUCCCCGGUCGCUACGCCAACAUCACGCAGACGGCCGAGUGCCUGAGGACGCUGGGCCAUGUGACCGGUGGGCGGUUCCAUUGGUUCCGAGAGACGGGGAUCAUCGAGAGUGACGAUAUCAAGUUGAUUCUGUGUGAAAUGGAUAAAGCAGUCAAUUAUUCCCAAAAAUGUGCAAUGUUGGUGGAAUCUGUAAAAAGGAGAUCACCAAAAUAUGAUAACAAGACAACAGAAGAGACCAAAAUGCUUCCUAUGAGACCUUCCUCUGCAAAGAAAGCUCUAACAGCUCCUAAACACACUGGACUUAGCUUGGCUAGAUUGCAAAUUCAAGACAAUAAAGAAAGAGAGGAAAGAAGAACAACAGCAUGGAGACCAUCUAGUGCAUCUAAGAAAUCAUUAGUGCCUACCCCUCCUGAACCAGUUGUCAACCCACACAGAGCUAACCAUCUGGCCAAGAAUAACAACGAGAAAGAAAAGAAGAAACGUCCUACCAGCGCCAAGAAACAACCCUUCUAUACAGAAAACAAAAAUGAAGUUGGUUCUGUGUACAAGCAGUAUCCCGAAGGAAAGAAAGGAGGGAAGAAGGUGGUUCCUCAUCCUUCUAUACCAGACAGGGAAGACAUUAUGACAUCAAACCUGUGGUUGAAGAAAUAUGGCCUUGGCAAGUUACGGUUGGACCUGACCAAGCUAGUCUCUGGUCCAGACUGUGCCCAUGCAAAGCGUCACAUCAACACACUCAACAAAACUGUAUCUGCAAAGUAUUGCACCAUAUUUCCAAGUGUUAAUAUUAAGGGGAAAGUUAAGCAUCUCCAACUCCAGGCUCAUGAGCUCCUGGAGUACGAGGAGCAGGUGGAGUCGGUGCUCAGGAGGUAUCUGAGAAGGCUCCAAUGGCUCCUGGGUUCCAGCAGGAGAACAUUUGGUACUGUUGUGGAGAAAAGGGUGGUUGUUCUAGUGGAUACGUCUGGUUCAAUGGUAACCCACAUGGAAGACCUGAAGAAAGAUUUAGUCUCGCUGAUUUGGGAUCAGUUCAAGAGAGAGAAUAUCAGCUUCAACAUCAUCCGCUUCUCUGCUGACAUAGAGCCAUGGAGGCCUCAGAUCGUUGAACCUACUGAUACAAACUGCAAUGAUGCAGUGAGAUGGGUUUCAUCCUUUGUACCGGCAGGAAAUACAUGCACCUUAGAAGCUCUCAGUGAGGCAUUCAGAGAGAAGGACGUGGAUGCCAUCUAUCUGCUCACAGAUGGUAAACCGGACAGUAGCACUUCCAAGGUCUUCAGAGAGAUUGCCCAGGUCAACACGGUGCGAGGGGUCAAAGUUCAUACCAUCUCCUUCAACUGCAAUGAUGAGUCUGCUAAUACUUUCCUGCGACAGCUGUCUGCUAUGUGUAGAGGACGCUAUCAUCGUAUAUUUGCUGGGAUGGACGGAGACCUGGCUGUUCAUCGACUUCUUGAGAGUGAUUUCAAGGACACUGAUUAUCCGGUAUUACCUACAUUUGAGAGUGAUGAUCUUCGACUGCUGACUACAGAGAUUGAGCAUGCUAGGCAUUUCUUGGCUCAGUCACGUUCAUUCAGAAAGCUCUUUGGAACUACAGCAAAGCCCCAUGAGAAAGACAAAUCAAGAUAUGAUAGGAUAGCCAACAGCAGUCUGAAGCAGCAGAAAACAUGAAGAAAAUUCC